Adineta steineri is the source of this 585-nucleotide messenger RNA. The record is from the annotation of a GenBank genome assembly. NCBI's taxonomy places the organism in Eukaryota, Metazoa, Rotifera, Eurotatoria, Adinetida, Adinetidae.
AUGAUUAAAGAAGAAGAAAUAGAAAAUAUGAAUAUAUUAGUGUUGGCGAUAAAAACAACUGGAGAAGGAAUGGAAAUUGCAAGAAAAUAUAUUGAAUUGAAUCAAAGUGAAAUGGAAUUUGAAAGUUCAAAAAUAAUGCUUUGUAAUUUAUUGAAAAGAAUGGAUAAGUCUGAUGAAUCUUUGAAAUUUCUUAAACAAUUUCUUAAGAAUCGUGGUAAUGAAAAUAUCGCUCAUAUUUAUCAUCGUAUUGGACUGAUUUUAAGAGAUAAGAAAGAGUAUGAAGCUGCAUUAGAAUAUUUUGAAAAAGCAUUCAAUUUAUGUUUUUAUUCUGAUUCAUCACAACAGAAAUAUGCUGCUUUUGUACUUCAUAAUCAAGGUACAGUUUAUGCUAAAAUAAAACAAUUAAACAAGGCAUGGAGUUUACAAUGGCGUGGACUACAAAUUCUAGAUAGUAUCGGAUAUGUUGAUAGCCAUUGGCGUGCAUUAUUUUAUAGAAGUAUUGGAAGAAUUUGUCUUUAUCGAAACAAAUUCGACAAAGCUAUGAAAUUUUGUAUGAAGGCGUUAUGUAUAAGAAAUUUUUUUUAA